UUAUUAAUCAGCGAAUCUCAACCAAACCCAAGAGAAAGGUCUCUUCCUUAGCACAACUAAAAUGCCACGGAUCAGAGUAAAAAGCAAGGCUGAGGACCUUGCCCGAGUGCGCAACAAUCAACGGAAUUCCCGUGCGCGCCAGAAGGAGCACGUUCGUGAUUUGGAACAGAAAGUGCAAUUCUACGAGACCGCGCAGAACGCUCAAGUCGAUAACUUCCAAAAGAAGAUAGAGCUCCUCUCGGUCGAAAACCAACUCCUGAAGUAUUUUGUCGAAUCCAUAACAUCCAUGAUGGACUCGUCAUUUGAACCGCCUCUCGCACCAUCGCGCGAGGCUUGCGGAGCGAUGGCUGGAUCUGGGCUUGGCUUAGAUGUGCUGUUCUCUUCAGAAUAUCUCACCUCGUCUAAUUCAGUGCCUGGCGCAAUGAGCGAACCAGGUGGCCUCAAGUCUGUCCCUAGGAAUGAUGAUCCUCCACGAGAGGAAAAUAUACUGACAUCGGAUGCCUCUCUGCCUGAAUGUCCCCCGUUUGAUAACCAGUUUUCAUAUGUGUCAUCACAACCACCCACAAGUCCGGUACAUUUUUCGGAAUCGCUACACUGCCCCCAAAUAGAGCCGAGGCCUUACAACGUUUUGGCUUCAGAGGAGUUCCAGCUGCCAACCUUGGGAUAUUCCAUAAUGGACUGUAAUUCUCGCACCUCAGGUCUCUUCUCACAACACACCGUCUCUUGUUCAGAGGCUAGCGAGCUCUUGAUUGGCUAUGUCCGAAGAAAACCAGAUCUCAGGAGCCUCCAUUUGAGGCUCCGAGAUGGGUACCGAAAUAGCCUUCUGCCCGAGGAGGGGUGCAGGGUUGAUUACCACCAGUUGCUUACUGUUCUCUCUGAUACGGCAUAGGAAUGCAAGGUAUUGACCGAGCACAUUGAAACCACCUAACUGGAAUGUACGUCAAAGGAGGCGCAGAUCCCGUUAUGCGCAACGAAGCUCAAUCUCCCAUGGAGGGGGGGAUCCUGCAAUAGUAUGUCAGAUGUUGUAGUUCUUCUUCUCAUUCAAUGCCGGUUAGCAUUGUGAUGUUGAUAAUUUACUGCAGCCGGUUUCCACUAUGGCAUCAGUCAUUAAGAACCUCGCAUGUUCUAUCUCUUCUACAUUUUA
Aspergillus glaucus CBS 516.65 is the source of this 1144-nucleotide messenger RNA. Its product is annotated as bZIP transcription factor. The record is from RefSeq and is a predicted model, not a curated record. The coding region runs from base 62 to 889 and encodes 275 amino acids. Gene Ontology annotation, biological process: regulation of DNA-templated transcription. The transcript is spliced from 3 exons. Lineage: Eukaryota; Fungi; Ascomycota; Eurotiomycetes; Eurotiales; Aspergillaceae. Gene Ontology annotation, molecular function: DNA-binding transcription factor activity.